AUGUCACAUUUGAAGCCAUCAACAACAAAGUUUAAGCUAAAUACCGGUGCUGAGAUCCCAGGUAUCGGAUUGGGUACCUGGAGAUCUACCGACGAUGAAGUCUACAAUGCUGUUAUCACAGCAUUGAAAAACGGGUAUAGACACAUCGACACUGCUGCCAUUUACCGUAACGAAGAGGCUGUUGGUAGAGGUAUCAGAGACUCUGGUGUGCCCAGAGAAGAGAUCUUCGUCACCACGAAAUUGUGGGGUACCCAGCACAGAAACCCAUUGAAGGGGUUGGAAGAAUCUUUGCAAAGAAUGGGUUUGGAGUACGUGGACUUGUACUUGAUGCACUGGCCGGUUCCAUUGAAGGACAAUCCAAAGUACCCCGGUAUUCCUCCAGCCAGUGUCGGUAUCGAACGUAACACCGACUUGGAAAACUGGGAUUUCGUCAAGACCUGGGAAUUGAUGCAAGAGUUGCCGGCAACUGGUAAGACUAAGGCCAUUGGGGUUUCCAAUUUCUCUGUCAACAACAUCAAGCAGCUAUUGGCCUCUCCGGGCAACAAGAUCGUCCCUGCUACUAACCAAGUCGAGUUACACCCUCUUUUACCUCAGGAUGAAUUGGUCUCCUUCUGCCAAGAAAAAGGGAUCGUUGUCGAGGCCUACUCCCCAUUGGGUUCCGGUACCUCAGAUAUCAUCACGGAUCCAAUUAUCGUCGGUUUAGCUAAGAAAUACAAUGUGGAACCUGCUCAAUAUUUGAUCAACUGGGGCUUGAAGCGUGGUUACGUCGUCUUGCCAAAGUCAAUUACCCCUUCAAGAAUUAUUUCGAAUUUCCAAGAAUUCGAUUUAACCGCUGAUGAUGUUAAGAAUGCUUACACCUUACCUUUCUACAGAGGAGAAAAGAGAUUAAUCUCUCCAGAUUGGGGUACUUUCAAGACAUUUGAAUAG
This is a messenger RNA of Kluyveromyces marxianus DMKU3-1042, 927 nucleotides long. It is a transcript of the gene YPR1, whose product is annotated as putative reductase 1. Gene Ontology annotation, molecular function: aldose reductase (NADPH) activity. The transcript has a single exon. Lineage: Eukaryota; Fungi; Ascomycota; Saccharomycetes; Saccharomycetales; Saccharomycetaceae. The record is from RefSeq and is a predicted model, not a curated record. The coding region runs from base 1 to 927 and encodes 308 amino acids. Gene Ontology annotation, cellular component: cytosol.